AUGUCCAGCGAUUCUCCACGCCAUGGGUAUGUUGCGGCCAGAAUGGUGCGAGAGAGCCCCGAAGAUUAUGAUGCUCUCCAGGAGGAUACCAGUCUGCAUGCCUUGCAAGACCAGCUGCACGAAAUGCAGAUGCAGGAAGAGGAUUUGGUACAGCAAAUUGACACGCUCAUGAAGGCAUUCCAAGUGAAGCGAGCUCCAAUCGAGGAGAACCUCAACACCCUGCGUGAUGGCAUCCAUGACAAGGAGAUGGCAAUUUGGCAUCUCGACCACGAUGAAGACGAAGUGGCUCCGGGACCGAGAAGCCUCGCCUUCGUACAUGGCAACGUCUUCACGGCACUCUGCUCGCUUGUAAUCCUUGCCAACAUGGUUGUGAUGGUGGUGGAGUUCCGGGCCGAUGAGAAGCAAGCCUGGUUCGCUUUGGCCGACAAUGGCUUCCUAGUCUUCUACUGCGGCGAGUUGCUCCUGAAAACGUUGUAUUAUCGCCAAACCCUCUUCCUCGGACGCUGUUCACACGUGUGGUGGAAUUGGCUGGACCUCAUCAUCGUGAUCAGUGGCAUUUUCGAACAAGUGAUCCUCCCUUUGCUGGGCAGUUCUAUUGCUGGAGGGCAUGUUCACCUUUCUGGCCUGAGGGCGUUACGGCUCUUGAGACUGGCACGCGUGGCGCGCGGCCUGAAGCUACUUCGGUUCCUCGUGGAGUCGGAUUUGUCUUGGACGGAGCACCCGGCUUUCGAGAGCUUUAUGAUGUGCAUGAUCGUCCUGAAUGCCAUCGUGAUGUGGCUGGAGCUGGACUACCCAAUGCCAUUCUGGAAUUGGUUUGAGCAGGUCUUGCUGGUUGUCUACACUUUCGAGCUCACCGUCAGAGUGGGGUACCAUGGCUGUGGAUAUUUCGUUCACGAAGAUUGGACGUGGCACUACCUGGACUUUGUCAUCGUCAUGCUUGGUAUUUUCGAUCAGUGGAUGAUCCCAUCAUACCAAUAUCUGCGUGGAUUGAUACUGGGUCCCAGCCACUCCUCUCCAGUUUCGAUGCCCCUUGUAAAAAGCCUGCGCGUGGCACGCGUGUUUCGCGUGCUGCGGCUUGCGCGACUGCUCAGGAGUGUGAAACAGCUUUACAAGCUCAUCAAUGGCGUGGUGCAGUCGCUGGCAAGUGUCGGAUGGGUAAUUCUGCUCACCUUUCUGCUGCUGUAUUCUGCCGCCCUAGUGUUCACUUCCCUGGUAGGCCAGGGCUACAUCUACGACCGCCCUGAAGAUAUUCCAGAGGAAGCUGUACAGUACUUCGGAAGUGUUUGGCGUUCCUUCUUGGCGCUCUUCAAGUUGAUGAACGAUGAUCAGAGCGUCGUUUCCCCAAUCAUUACCACGGUGUCUGGGCAGAUCUUGUUCUAUGCAUUCAUGAUGCUCUCGAACUGGAUGAUGCUGGCCAUCCUCACCUCCGUUGUAUCGGACAACAUGAUGUCCGCAAGUCGCGUCAAGGAGGAGGAGGAUCGGCAGACGCAGCUCCAAGAAGAACACGAGCGGGCCAAACGGAGGAUCACGAAGAUCUUCCGCCAGUUGGACGAGGAUCAGAACGGCUUGAUUUCUGAAGGAGAGAUGCUGCAACUCCUCUCCGAUCAGAAUCUUCAGGCAGAGCUUUGUGAAGCCGCCUGCUUACACCCUGCGGAUUUGGUGGAGAUGCUCUACUGCACCAGCUACCGAACCCCUUCCAAUGAGAAGGUGAUCCUGUAUCGGCAGUUCCUGACAAUGCUGCAGGACGAGGCAGGGCAGGCAAAGGAGCGCUCCAUAUUCAAAGUGCUGGAAGGCAUGAGAGCCAUGGAGUUUCGAUUGGAGAAGCGCCUGAACGCCGCGCUGAGAUGCGCGAACGUACCCCCGGAGAAGAUGGAUGAGCUGCCCUCGCUGAAGCAAGAGCUGGAGCGCACGCGAGAGAUGGAGGACUCGCCAGCGCGCUCCCUUGUGAAGCAGCUCACGCAAAGUGAUUCGGAGCUGUCCGAGAAGGCAGCGCGUGGGGAGCCGCUUCCGAGCAUCGUGGUCAUUCGGGGCCACAUUGGCGCUGAUGGUGGCGAUGUUUGCACGGUCUCCACAGGAAUUCAUGGCCUGUGCGAGCGCAUCGGUGAGAUUGAGCAGCCAAAGAAUGCCUGGAUCGAAAUUGCUCGACAGGCCAAGUCAGACCCCCAGCUGCGCGGUGUGGCCGAUGCCGUGGUGCAGCGAACGGGAGUUGAUGCCGACGAUGUUCCGGAGGUGCCAGAGCCAGGCGAUCCCUACGCCCGGCACAGCAAGAACAGUGGCGAGGGGUCCCUCGUGGUCGCCGAGAUCCUUGUGGCCAGGAUCUGCGCGAAGCAUCAAAGUGUGCGGCGGGAAAAGGCCACUAAAAGGGUGACCAUCAAGCGCCCGCGCAGAAAUGAGAGCUACAACUGCUUCCACGGAAGACGAGUCUCCGACAGGCUGCACAUUAUCGACCUGGAUGGCAACCGAGCUGACAUAGAGUUGCCUCCUGCUGAUGCGGUGGGGCUCGCAGGCGUCUCCGAUCCUCCACCUCUAUUUCUGCCAGUCAGUGAUGUCUGGACCGAGUUUACUCACUACCUACGCAAGGAUGGCGUUACAGGCCCAAGCGGCCGACGUCAGAGAUUAGAUGACCUGCCGCCCAUGCGCUUGUCGGAUCCGUACACCUUGCUGUCUGAAUUCAUUUUCCUCGAUGUGCAAUCGACGGCAGACCUGGGAGGAUUCCCCGGAAACCCGCACGUCCUGGAAGAGAUCGGCGAGGCUUUCCGCGUCGGCUCCACUCCUGCAAAGUUCUUGUGGGAGCCGAGAGGUUUCUAUGACUCGGUUCGUGGAGGUGGCUACGACGACGUGCCGGCGUACGCCACGGGCAAGUUCCGCAAGACGGAGAUGAUCAGCGCCCGAGACUUGCUGGACCGAGCGCAGGCUGCGGCCAAGGAGAACACGCGGUACACGCCGCACUGCGAGCCGACCUUUAGUCGUGCUGAGCUUGAGCAACGCAGGGAUGAGGAGAAUUGCUUCCGGUACACGGAGCUGGCCAUUCCUCGAGGGAUACCCGUCACCAUCCUGGCACGACCCAUGAUAGCAGAGGCUGGAACGGGUGAAGGUGCUGACUGCAACAUCCGACUGGUUUCGCCACAGGGCGAUGAAGGCCCGCCUCAUGCGGACUUAAAGAACCUGAAGGAUCGGUUUCGCUUCCGCAUCCUCCGCGGCCAUCAGGUGGAGAAUCUGCUCCGACACCGGGAGCUGAACCCGACGGCCUACUACGGCUUGGCCUUAGUCGCGGUCGCCUUCAUUGGCUGGGCUGCGUCUGGAUAUCCGGGCCUCGGCGCCUGA
Molecule: messenger RNA, 3324 nt
Organism: Symbiodinium natans
Lineage: Eukaryota; Dinophyceae; Suessiales; Symbiodiniaceae
Source: the annotation of a GenBank genome assembly